AUGUACUGUAGCCCAGCAAUCCCCAACAACUUGGCCACAAACCAAGAUUUCCGUUCAAGCAAGUUACGUUGUGACUGUCAUUUACAGUGGAUUGUCAAAUGGUCUCGAGACAAUAGUGUCAAAAUCCAGGACACGACUGUCUGCGCAAUGCCAUCUGAUGUUAAGGGUCGUCCAGUUAAAGACCUUAAGAAGAAGGACCUACAUUGCGAACGUCCACUUGAACUGCCAUUGUUUGACCUUCAACCCUCAACCAACCAAAUUGUCUUUGAAGGUGACAAACUUCCAUUUGAGUGCCGGGCCUUCAAGUCGGACGAACACUCAGAAAUGUUCUGGAUUCGCGAGGGCAAACGAUUGUCCACUAAUCGCACCGCAGGCAUUUUCCUGCAUGAAAUGUAUAUCCACGAUCGUCAGAUAAUGAUCACUCGACUGGUCAUUGAGAAACUGGCCAAAAGUCACCAGGGAAUUUGGGAGUGCCAGGUGACCACUCCCCGCGGUAACGUGUCCGAGUCAGUCAAUGUGGUGGUCAUUCCGAGCAACGCACUGUACUGCUCCCGUGAACGUGUGCGCACACCGAAAGGAAUGUACCUGUGGAAGAAGACAGUGACUGGCAUUCAGGUCGAACAGCUGUGUAAUUUUGGUCGGAAUCAAUUUGCCACUUACUUCUGCAACGAGUACGGCCACUGGCAGGAUCUUGAUGUCAGCAAGUGUGACUACGUUAUUGAGCUGACUCGAAAGUUAAGCAAUUUGGCCACGGGAGGUCAAGUCUACACAAUAAUGUUAGAAACAGCAAGUAAAAUUUUGGAUCUGAAUGAGAAAUUAUUGAUUCGUGCCCAACAAAACAACAAUAGCUGCUCAAGAAUUAUUAAAAGUAUUGAAGUGAUAUCUAAACAUAUUUUAUUGAGUAAUAAUCAUUGGACUGGCGAUACCAACAAUAUUUACACUGAGGGUUACAAUUCUUCCUUCUUACCUGGAAGUCACAAAAAGGGUAAGUUUCUUUUUAUUUUUUUCCUCACUUUUUACACUUUUUCUUGUUUUGUUCCUCUUUUUUUCUCUUUGACUUUUUCCUCUCUUUUUUCACAUAUUUUUUGCUUUUUUUUUUUUCUUCUUUUAUCUUUUCUUUCUCUUUUUUCUCUUUUCUUUUUUGACUUUUUCCUCUCUUUUUUCACAUUUUUUUUUCUUCUUUUAUCUUUUCUUUCUCUUUUUUCUCUUUUCACUUUUCCUCUCUUUUUUCACAUAUUUUUCACUUUUUCCUCUCUUUUUUCACAUAUUUUUUCUUUUUUUUCUUUUUUUCUCUUUUUUCUCUUUUCUUUUUUGACUUUUGCCUUUCUUUUUUCACAUAUUUUUUCUUUCUUUUCUUUUUUUAUCUUUUCUUUCUCUUUUUUCUCUUUUUUGUUGACUUUUUCCUCUCUUUUUUCACAUAUUUUUUUCUUUUUUUUCUUCUUUUAUCUUUUCUUUCUUUUUUUUUUUUACUUUUUUCACUAUUUCUGCUUUAUUCAAUUUUUUUUCUUAGCUUUUUUUCCUAUUUAUCUUUUUUUUUGUUUUUUUUUCUCUUUUUUUUCUUUUUUACUCAUUUUUUUCUCUCUUUUUUUUCUUUUUUUAUUCACACUUGUCGGUUAUUCAAUAACAAAUUUAUCAGAUCCAGUUGUCCUUACAUUUCAAACACCCCAUGUUGACCACAGCUUGUUACGGGCUGUCUACUGGGAUUUCUACAGCAAUAAUGGCUUAGGGGAAUGGCGAACGGAUGGAUGUAAUAUUGUCAGCCAUUACAGAAAUGUCACCACAGUCCAUUGUUAUCAUCUAACCAAUUUUGCCAUCCUGCAGGUUGUGAUAUUUGCCUUUUUUUCAUUUUCUUUGUUUUCUUUUGAUUUCAUUUUCUUUUUUGCUCAUUUUUUCUUGUCCUUUUGCUUCCAUUUUUUCUUGCAUAUUUUCUUUCUGUUUUUUCCUUCUUUUUAA
This is a messenger RNA of Acanthosepion pharaonis, 1953 nucleotides long. The record is from the annotation of a GenBank genome assembly. Lineage: Eukaryota; Metazoa; Mollusca; Cephalopoda; Sepiida; Sepiidae.